ACGACUAUUCCGUCGACUCAAUAAGUCUAUCACUAGUGCUCGAGUUCUUCAACUAAAAUAAAGCGUUUAUCAAAAUGGAAGCACCGGAAAAAUGCUGCGACACCCAAUUCAAAGUUCUAUCCUCUGGCGACUAUAUUCUACCGCCGCCGUUACAAGCAUCUAUUGACAAAAUAGUAGAAAAAGAAGGAUAUAUAUCUCACAAAACUAUCAACAGGUCAAUCUCGACCAGCGGUGGCAACUUUUUGGCAGAACUGUACGAAGUUGACAUUAAAGGAACUACUGCGGACGAGGAUAAAGAGACCAAUAUUUUUAUUAAAAAUAAAAUGGAUGACAUACAAAUGACUAUUCUUGAUAUUGCAGAAUGUUACAACAUGGAGAAUUUCUUUUACAGACACCUCUCAAUAUUGUACGAUGAUAUACAAAACAAAGCCAAUAUUCCUGUUGGAGAAAGAUACAAUAUGGUCAAAAGUUACGAUGCCACGAAUCCGAACACUAUAAUUCUGGAAAAUCUUGCUAAAAAGGGCUUCACGACGGUUCAUCGAAUGGAGGUCGUUCCUCUUAAGUUUGCACAACUCUCUGUUCAGCAGCUGGCCAGGUUCCACGGCUUGUCCUGGGUCUUGGAAAAACAGCAUCCUGAAUACUUCAAAAAGAAAAUUAGGCCUUUGAAAGCGACAUAUCAAUUUAACGAUGAUUACCAAAAGUUCAUUGACAGUAUGAGCACGUAUACGGAUAAAUGUGUGGAUAUGGAUAAACAAGUUAGAUUAAACAAUUUCAAACCCGUCGUUAUGGAAACCGUGAAAAAGAAUUACUUUGAAAAUGCUGGGAGUAGAUGCUGUUUAUGCCAUGGUGACUACAGAGCUAACAAUAUUCUUAUGAAAAAAGAUGGCGAUAAUAUAACUGAAGUCAUACCAGUGGACUAUCAGUUGCUGUACUACGGGUGUCCUGUCCUGGACUUCAUCUAUUUCAUCUUCCCUUGCACCGACCAAGAGUUUAGAAGAAAACAUCUUGAUGAUCUGAAAGAUCUGUAUUACGAAAGUUUAAGAAAGUUCCUUAAGUAUUUUAACAUGGAAGUUGAGUCAGUGUACCCACGGCGUGAAUUUGAAACAGAGUACAAGAAGAGACUAGAUUGUGGUCUAGCAUUUGGUCUUCUGUUAACUCCUGUACUGUUUACUAAUGAUGAUGACAUCCCUGACUUUGCUAAAGAUAAUAUUGGAAAAAUUUCUGUCACUCCAGAUCCAAAAAUGGAUGAAAGGAUUAGAGGUCUUGUAGGUGAUUUCCAAAAGUGGGGUAUUUUGUAAGGAAAUUUACUUGUUAAUUUA
Messenger RNA from Cydia amplana, 1319 nucleotides. RefSeq lists its product as uncharacterized. NCBI's taxonomy places the organism in Eukaryota, Metazoa, Arthropoda, Insecta, Lepidoptera, Tortricidae. Bases 75 to 1298 code for a protein of 407 amino acids. The record is from RefSeq and is a predicted model, not a curated record. The transcript is spliced from 2 exons.